AUGACGGCCGCACUUAGAAUUCUUGCAUAUGGUGGUCCAAUGGAUAGUCUUGAUGAAUAUAUCAAAAUUAGUGAGUCAACUGCAAAGGUAGCACUUAACAAAUUUUGUGAAAAUAUUUUGGCUUUGUACAAGGAUCAAUAUUUGAGGACACCUACUAUGAAUGACACUAUGCACCUAAUGGAAGAAAAUGCAGCAAGGGGAUUUCUUGGCAUGAUAGGAUCACUUGAUUGCAUGCACUGGGAGUGGCGUGGGUGUCCUUCCGCCUGGAAGGGUCAAUUCCUUGGUCACACUAGAUCUGCUACGAUAAUCUUGGAAGCUGUAGCCUCGUAUGAUUUAUGGAUUUGGCAUGUAUUUUUCGGUAUGGUUGGUUCCCAUAAUGACAUUACUGUAUUACGACACUCUCAUAUUUUCAACGAUUUCAUAAGAGGUCGCACGCCAAAUGUACCAUUCAUUGUCAAUGGGUCCGUUUACCACAUGUCCUAUUAUCUGACGAAUGGAAUUUAUCCGCGAUAUACUGCACUAAUGCAAUCAAUCCCUCAUCCACACACACCUGUGGAACAAGUAUUUGCAAGAACACACGAGAGUGUUCGAAAGGAUGUGGAGCGUGCCUUUGAUGUUCUACAAGCUAAAUGGGGCAUCACAAAGGGACCAGUUCGUUACUACAAGACUUCUGAGCUUAAAAAAAUUAUGCUUACAUACAUCAUUCUACAUAACAUGAUUAUUGACGAUGAGAGGCAUAUUGAUAUCGAUCCAUGGAUGCCUUUGUCCGAUGAGGUUGUAUCAGCCAUUGACACCAUUACAACCCCGAGGUUCUUGCACAAUACAUUCACUCACGUAUGGAACAUAUACGUGAUGACCAGAUCAAUGCAAGAAUGA
Messenger RNA from Tripterygium wilfordii, 876 nucleotides. RefSeq lists its product as uncharacterized. The transcript has a single exon. Bases 1 to 876 code for a protein of 291 amino acids. NCBI's taxonomy places the organism in Eukaryota, Viridiplantae, Streptophyta, Magnoliopsida, Celastrales, Celastraceae. The record is from RefSeq and is a predicted model, not a curated record.